AUUGAGGCUUCCCAGAAACAACCCAGAGCUUGAACUGACACCCCUCUGUUGGUCAAUCAAAGCGUGAUCUUCCUCUAACUGUGAACAGGAACAAUUACCUCGGAUGACAGAGCUCACGCCUCUGAGCGUGUGACUGGAGCGUCGAGGUGAGAGCGCUCCUUCUUCGUGCUCAAAAUGGCGGAUGCCAAGGAGUGUGUCGAUGGGAUUAAGGCAUAUGACAAUACUGGUUUGGAGCUGGUCCCACUUUCCUGCUCGCAGGAUGCGGUGCACCAGAACCAGCCCCCACCAUACAUGCCACCACCCUACCCAAUGACUCCAUACCCUCCCCCGAUGCCCCCAGAGCCUGGAUUCAUCAUGGACCCACCCCCCCAAUACUGGCCCAAACCUGAAGAGCAAAACCCACCAGCGGAGACUGAAGUGACCAGCAUGCCGUCAGAAAGAAUUAUGAUUGUACCGACCGCAUUCGAUGACAAAACCACCCGCAGAGCUUUCAUUCGGAAGGUCUUCUGCGUGGUGACCCUCCAACUGCUGGUCACCUUCAGCAUAGUGUGCGUGUUCACCUUCUCCCAAACAGUCCAGGGUUGGGUGCGCAAUAACCUCUGGGUGUACCUGAGCUCCUACAUCGUGUUUGCGGUGGUGUCUGUCUGCCUGGCCCUCUGCAGUUCCUUCAGCAGGAGCCACCCCUGGAAUAUGUUGGGGCUGGCGGUCAUCACUCUGAGCCUGUCUUACAUGGUCGGUACUGUGGCCUCCUACCACAACACAUCAGCUGUGAUUAUUGCCAUGGGAUCCACACUAGUCAUCUCCUUCAGCAUCGUCAUCUUCUCAGCCCAGACUCGCGUGGACUUCACUCUGUGCAACGGAGUGAUGCUGGUGCUGGCGAUGACUCUGCUGAUGUUCGGCUUCUUCUCCAUCUUCUUCUACUCCUCGGCCCUGCAGAUCGUCUACGGCACUCUGGGAGCUCUCUUGUACUCCUUGUUCCUGGCUGUGGACUGCCAGCUGGUCAUGGGCAGAGAGAAAUACGGCCUAAGCCCGGAGGAGUACAUCUUCGCUGCUCUCAUCCUCUAUCUGGACAUCAUCACCAUCUUCCUCUACCUGCUCAUUCUGUUUGGAGGCAGCUCUAACAACUAGGCAUGCGUGCAGAUCAUGCACGCAGACCACGCACGCAGACCACACACACACACAAACCACGCACGCGCACACACACACACACGCAGACCACGCACGCACGCAGACCACGCACACAGACCACGCAC
Messenger RNA from Paramormyrops kingsleyae, 1253 nucleotides. Its product is annotated as protein lifeguard 1. NCBI's taxonomy places the organism in Eukaryota, Metazoa, Chordata, Actinopteri, Osteoglossiformes, Mormyridae. The record is from RefSeq and is a predicted model, not a curated record. Gene Ontology annotation, biological process: negative regulation of apoptotic signaling pathway. Gene Ontology annotation, cellular component: membrane; endoplasmic reticulum; Golgi apparatus.